This is a messenger RNA of Panthera uncia (snow leopard), 2559 nucleotides long. RefSeq names its product actin binding LIM protein family member 2 (gene ABLIM2). The record is from RefSeq and is a predicted model, not a curated record. NCBI's taxonomy places the organism in Eukaryota, Metazoa, Chordata, Mammalia, Carnivora, Felidae. The coding region runs from base 137 to 2251 and encodes 704 amino acids. Gene Ontology annotation, biological process: cytoskeleton organization; lamellipodium assembly. Gene Ontology annotation, cellular component: actin cytoskeleton. Gene Ontology annotation, molecular function: actin filament binding. The transcript has 23 exons.
CGCGGACCUUGCCCGGGGCUGGCGGACCCGGGAACCCGCGGGCUGGCGGGCUGGCGAUCGCGCGGGCGCGGCCCCUGCGGGCAGGAGCCUCGGGCCGCCGCAACGCCGGACCGCCCGCCUCCCUGCUGCCGCCGAGAUGAGUGCAGUGUCGGAGCCCCAGGCUGCUCACAGCCCCCUGGAGAAGUCGCCCAGCACGGCCAUCCUGUGCAACACGUGUGGAAAUGUGUGCAAGGGGGAGGUGCUGAGGGUCCAGAACAAGUAUUUCCACAUCAAGUGCUUUGUCUGUAAAGCGUGUGGCUGUGACCUGGCCGAGGGCGGCUUCUUCGUGCGCCAGGGCGAGUACAUCUGCACGCGGGACUACCAGAGGCUGUACGGGACCCGCUGCUUCAGCUGCGACCGGUUCAUCGAGGGCGAGGUGGUGUCCGCGCUGGGCAAGACCUACCACCCCGACUGCUUCGUGUGCGCCGUGUGCCGGUUGCCCUUCCCGCCUGGGGACCGAGUGACCUUCAACGGGAAGGAAUGCGUGUGUCAGAAGUGCUCCCUGCCCAAGACAGCGGGCGGCAGCGUGCACCUGUCCCAGGGCCUCUGGAGUUGCGGGGGCUGCGGCACGGAAAUUAAAAACGGCCAGUCCCUGGUGGCUUUGGACAAACACUGGCACUUGGGCUGUUUUAAGUGCGAGACGUGUGGGAAACAGCUGGACGCGGAAUACAUCAGCAAGGACGGGCUGCCCUACUGCGAGACCGACUACCACACCAAGUUCGGCAUCCGCUGUGACGGCUGUGAGAAGUACAUCACGGGGCACGUGCUGGAGGCAGGAGAGAAACACUAUCACCCCUUGUGUGCGCUAUGUGUCAGGUGCGGCCGGAUGUUUGCGGAAGGCGAGGAGAUGUAUCUUCAAGGUUCCUCCAUCUGGCACCCGGCGUGCCGACAAGCAGCCAGAACUGAAGACAAAAACAAGGAAACCAGGAGCUCCUCAGAGAGCAUCAUUUCUGUACCUGCUUCCAGCACCUCGGGGUCUCCGAGCCGCGUGAUCUAUAACAUUCCUGGCCUGGCCGCCGUCCUCAGCGGCUGGCCUGCCCCUAAGUCUCGGGACUUCCUUGUGUUGGUUCGACCCCCUGUUUGGGGCGCAAAUGACCGAUUCCCUAGUGUCCUCCCCACAGGUACUCUCGCCAACGCCGACAGAGGGCCCAGCCAGCGGCGUCGGCACCACGGCAUCCUGGGCCGUCUCACGACUGCGGCCUUCGUGCCCUGCAGCCUGGCCGUCCCCCGUCCCUGCUGCCGGGUCAUCUCACGCCGCCUGCCGCCCGCUCCAAACGGUUGCCCGUCCUGCUUGAACGGAGUCUUGCCGCCUCCCUCCCAGGGGGAUCAGGACGACCGUUCGUACAAGCAGUGCCGGACCUCCAGCCCCAGCUCCACCGGCUCCGUCAGCCUCGGGCGCUACACCCCGACCUCGCGGUCGCCCCAGCACUACAGCCGUCCAGCUGGUACUGUGAGUGUUGGUACCAGUAGCUGCCUGUCCCUGUCCCAACACCCAAGCCCUACAUCCGUGUUCAGACAUCAUUACAUCCCCUACUUCCGAGGCAGUGAAAGUGGCCGGAGUACCCCGAGCCUCUCGGUGCUCUCAGACAGCAAGCCUCCCCCCUGCACCUACCAGCAGGCGCCUCGCCACUUCCACGUCCCAGACACUGGCGUAAAAGAUAACAUCUAUAGGAAACCCCCCAUCUACAAACAGCAUGCCGCGAGGCGACCGGACGGAGAGGACGGCAGUUUCGAGCAGGAUAACAGGAAGCAGAAGACCAGCUGGCUGAUUCUCAAGGGGGACGCAGACACUAGGACUAAUUCUCCAGACCUAGACAGCCAGUCUUUGUCCCUCAGUAGCGGGACCGAUAGAGACCCUCUCCAAACAAUGCAAGGGGACAACUUUUACUCACGAUCCCCCUAUUCCAAAUCUGACCCUCUCCCAGGACACGGAAAGAAUGGCCUGGACCACCGGAACGCCAAUCUGGCCCCUUGUGGAGCAGACCCGGAUGCCAGCUGGGGCACGCGAGAAUACAAGAUCUACCCUUAUGACGCCCUCAUUGUCACAAACCGAAUUCGCGUGAAACUGCCCAGAGAUGUGGACCGCACGAGACUGGAGAGGCACCUGUCGCCCGAGGAGUUCCAGGAAGUGUUUGGAAUGAGUGUGCAAGAGUUCGACCGCCUGGCCCUCUGGAAGAGGAAUGACCUCAAGAAGAAAGCCCUGUUGUUUUGACGGCCUCCAGCGUGCCAGCGACAGAGCGUGGGACAGCUGGCGAGAACCACAGAACCCCCUCCUCCCGCACCUGGCUCUGGCUUCUCUGUGUCCCUGCGGGCGGGCGGCGGGCCCCUGGAGACGGCGGGGCGGGAGGCUGGGGCGGGAGGAUGUUCCAGAGCACGUGCGGCCUCUAGUUUCUGCCAGCUACGCUCCUGCCCCUAGUUCAGAGCCCAGACGCCUUGCUUUGCGCUGCACGUGUAACCCACAUCACGGAGGGGCUGCAAAGACGCUCCCGGGGCUCGAGGAACGUUUACCCUGACCGUGCG